UUCCGCGCCAGCCGCCAUCUUGUCGGCGGUUGGAGGCGCUCGCUGAGACGGGAGCCCGUUUUUUUCCCCGGCCGGAGUGGACCCUUGCCCGCCUCUCCCAUGGCGAACAACUGCCCCGUGCUAGGCGCCGGCAACUGCCACCAGCCCCCUCCGCAGCAGCAACAGCCGGCCGGGCCGCCGGCCGGAGCCGUUCUCUCGCCGCCACCGCUCCAGCUCCAGAGCGCGGGCCCCAAGCCGGCGGCCUCCGGCAAGCAAGGCAACGUCCUGCCUCUGUGGGGGAACGAGAAGACCAUGAACCUCAACCCCAUGAUCCUCACUAACAUCCUCUCCUCACCCUACUUCAAGGUGCAGCUCUACGAGCUCAAGACCUACCACGAGGUAGUCGACGAAAUCUACUUCAAGGUUACACAUGUUGAGCCUUGGGAGAAAGGAAGCAGAAAAACGGCAGGCCAGACAGGGAUGUGCGGAGGGGUGCGUGGUGUUGGAACUGGUGGUAUAGUAUCUACAGCCUUUUGUCUCCUCUACAAGUUAUUUACCCUGAAGCUAACCCGUAAGCAAGUGAUGGGGCUGAUAACACAUACAGACUCUCCUUAUAUUAGGGCCCUUGGAUUCAUGUAUAUUAGGUACACACAGCCUCCAACAGAUUUAUGGGACUGGUUUGAAUCCUUUCUUGAUGAUGAGGAGGAUCUCGAUGUGAAAGCUGGUGGAGGCUGUGUCAUGACCAUUGGAGAAAUGCUGCGUUCCUUCCUUACUAAGCUCGAAUGGUUUUCUACAUUAUUUCCAAGAAUUCCUGUACCAGUCCAGAAGAACAUAGAUCAACAAAUAAAAGCCAGACCUAGAAAAAUCAAGAAGGACGGCAAGGAGGGAGUAGAAGAAGUAGACAGACACACAGAGCGUAGACGUUCAAGGUCUCCAAGGAGGUCCUUGAGUCCCAGGAGGUCACCUAGAAGAUCAAGAAGCAGAAGUCGUCACCGAGAAGGCCGUGGAUCAUCCAGUUUUGAUAGAGAAUUGGAAAGAGAAAGAGAGCGGCAAAGGCAAGAACGGGAAGCCAAGGAGAGGGAGAGGCGACAGUCCCGAAGUUCUGAUCGAACGUUAGAACGUCGUCGAAGCAGAAGCCGAGAGAGGCACAGGAGUCGAAGCCGUGACCGAAAAGGAGACAGAAGAGAGAGGGACAGGGAGAGGGAGAAAGAAAAUGAACGCAGUAGAAAGAAGGAGCGCGACUAUGAUAAAGACAGAGGCAUUGAAAGAGAGAGAGAGCGAUCCAGAGAGAGAGAUCGCUCAAGAGAAAAAUCAAAAGACAGAAAAAGCAAAAGUGAAAUAGAUGAGAGGAGGCACAAAGAUGAAAAAGAUGAAAGGAGACAUAGAGAGGAAAAGAGAGAUUCCAAAAAAGAGAGGAGACACAGUAGAAGCCGAAGUAGAGAUCGGAAGCAUAGAAGUAGAAGUGUGAGUAGGAAUGCUGGCAAGCACAGCAGAAGCAGGAGUAAAGAGAAAUUGAGUAAACACAAGAGUGAAAGUAAAGAGAAAUCAAAUAAACGGAGCAGAAGUAGAAGCAGAGGAAGAACUGAUAGUAGUGAAAAGUCCCGAAAGCGAGACCGUAGCCCCAGUAAAGAGAGGUCACGAAAACGUAGCAAAAGCAAAGAACGUUCUCACAAACAUGACCACAGUGAUAAGGACCACUCAAACAAACACAAUCGCCGAAGCCAAAGCACAGAACGAGAGAAUCAAGAAAAACAAUCUAAAAACAAAGAUGAGACUGUAUGAAUGUUCAGAAGUGGAUCACAUUGAAUCCUAUAAAUGUUUUGAAACCUUGCUUAUUUUUUUUCUUAAAGUUAAGAUUGUGCAGUAGUUGAUGAGCACUCUUCAACCUCCCUUUAGGCUGCAGAUUGUCAUUUCCUAUUUUGAGUAGGGAAGUGCCUUUGUAAUCCCAUUAAACGCGUUGACUAUUCCAGCCCAUUUGUUGAGUUACAUUCAUGACGCAAAUCUGUUUGUGCAUUUUUAAAAAUUGUUCAGAUGUUUCUGAAAUGUACAAUCUGUACAUAUGUCCUGAAACUGUUCUAAUCCCUUUGGCAUGGUUUGCCAUGUUGGUUAAAUUUGUAUACGGCAAUAAAACUGCCACUAAUUCUACUUUGUUUUAUAGAUGUGGAAUUAUGGUUUCUAUCUGAAUUAGCAUGGCUGAGCUUUGCAUAAUAGUAUGGCAGAAGCUUUUAAGGAUGGGUUUUGAACAUGUAUUAUAUCUAAAAUAUUUAUGUGCAUUCAACAUCCACGAAGGUCACAGUUCUAGGACUCGUGUGUCCAUUUGUACCUUUUGUCUUGGAAAGCAUUCAGAAUGCAGUUUAUUUGUGAAACUCAGUGAAUUUUACAUUUAGAUUAGCCUUUCAAAGUAAUGCAGGGCCUAUGGUUUUGUUUCUGGUGUCUUUGUCAUAGCUGAGGUUGCUGCUACCUCUUAGGGACACUGUUAAGACUGAUACACCUAUGUAUCAUAUCUGUGUAGAUUUUCUGGUAAGGUUGUAUUCUUCGUGUAAACAUUUUUUCAAUACAAUAUCCCUAGGGUUUUUUUUUAUAUGCCACUUUUCUGUUGUCCUUAAAGCAACCCUAUGAGAAAAGAAACUGAGUUAACUGAGUCAGGGAAACCAGAUAAGGUCAAUCAGCAAACUUCAGGUUCAAGCUCCAAAAUAUUUUCAAGCAAAACAUCUCCUUAUUCUCCUUUUCUUUAAGGCAUUAUGGUUGUUGGUUUUUUAGAAGGACCUGAAACCACUGCUUGAGCUGAAGCAUAUUCUCUCCAGCAAGAAUAAAGUAGCUACACUGGUUAUAUGUGAGAUAAUGUCAAAAAUGCAGUGUUGAAAGAGAAAUCAUAUCACAAACGUAGUAUCUGUUUGGUAGACUUGUUCUAGUGACCUGUAUAAGAAAUAUAAAAUAUCUGGAAUAAAGACUGGAUUAAUUUA
Messenger RNA from Anolis carolinensis (green anole), 2942 nucleotides. It is a transcript of the gene prpf38b, whose product is annotated as pre-mRNA processing factor 38B. Bases 100 to 1761 code for a protein of 553 amino acids. Lineage: Eukaryota; Metazoa; Chordata; Lepidosauria; Squamata; Anolidae. The transcript has 6 exons. Gene Ontology annotation, cellular component: precatalytic spliceosome. The record is from RefSeq and is a predicted model, not a curated record.